This is a messenger RNA of Lindgomyces ingoldianus, 620 nucleotides long. RefSeq lists its product as uncharacterized. The record is from RefSeq and is a predicted model, not a curated record. Bases 5 to 538 code for a protein of 177 amino acids. The transcript is spliced from 3 exons. Lineage: Eukaryota; Fungi; Ascomycota; Dothideomycetes; Pleosporales; Lindgomycetaceae. Gene Ontology annotation, biological process: ribosomal large subunit assembly. Gene Ontology annotation, cellular component: preribosome, large subunit precursor.
CAGGAUGGCAGCGCCAAACCAUUCAAGCGGCUUAGAAAAGCGCAAGAGAUCAAAGAAAAAGAAAUCCAGAACUUUAGUCUUGUCAUCAGACAGCGAAAGUGAUGUUGACACGGGCAAGAAGAGCAGGAAUGAGAAGGGUGAGAGUGUAAAGAAAAGUGGAGAUGUGAAGGGAUCGAGCCCAGAGAAGAUAGCCAAGAAAGGAAAGAAGGAAAAGAAAAGGGCAAAAUCCGACGCUUCUUCAUCAUCUCCUCUGCCAAAUAGCGAAGAUGCCACCACAGCAAGACAAGGAGAGGAACUAGUCGACACCCCGCCAACACCGGCAAAAUCAACGCCAACAACCGCACGCCCAAAACAAGACUUCACAUCCAUUUAUCUACACAAAGUUACCACCGAGCUAGCAGAUGAUCUCGACAAAGUGCGUGAGGCGAACGAUUUCACGAAUCGCAGUUUGCCGAUGUUGAUCCACGCUCUCAAGCAAGGAGAGAGUAUUUUCGGGGCGGAAGAGAGAAAGAGGGUCGAGAGUGCGGCGAAUGUGUGAGGGUGAGGGAAAUGGUUUCCACGGAUAGUGCGGCCUGACUUGCGGGGAAAUCAGAUUCUUUAUUGAAUUGCGGCGGCCCAAG